AUGGGCUCGCCCUCUACGCUAACCUGUACGACUGAAGCAUGGCUUUCACCCAGAGAAUCCGUCGAGUCCAACAAUAAGCUCCCCGAUGAGUGGGAAGGCCGAGGAACGAUCGCCCAUAUUACCGACACAUCUAUCAAGAGGUUCCUGAGUCUGCCUCCCGAAGUUCAUGAACGACUCCAGCUAGCCAGUGCUCAAUUAACUGCACAGCAGAUGGCCGUCCAGCAGGUCCUGUCUAGUAAUCAGCCGUUCCCGAGUCCAAAUAAGUCAGCAGUGCAGCAGUAUGAACUGGCUCGUCUCGAGCUUGAUAAGCUUGAUAAUUUGCCAGCUCCGACCCUGAAACCAAAGCCAUCAACCCGGACUAGGGGCAAGUUGCAGUUGCAGGUGCAGUUGCAAGCUCGUGAGGCCACGGAGAACGCAUACUUGCAUUCCAUCACUUCCGAAAUAUCUACUUGGACCAUAUCUCGAAGUUCCCUUGAACAAAAGGAGGAAUUCCGCAUUACACUGUCUCGCUGGGCGCUAGACGCUGUUAUUGACAGGCUAAAAUUAAGCCAACAAGUCUCCCCAACCGGCCCGAUUUCAGUCGCCCUCCAAUGCUUUGGGAGCUAUCGUGCUGGAUUCGCCUUGCCUGGUUCCGAUAUGGAUCUCAUCGUGGCCACAGAAAACCUACCAUCCGACGUCCAGCGGGAGCUUCCUCUCCUCUUAGCUCAGGCAUUUCUUUCCCGUGGCCUUGCCCCUUAUCUGCUUCAAAGUAUUAAAGAUAACCGCUCGCCAGUUCUCCGCGUUUGUCAAACCCCAUCUCAGAGGUUUCGCGAUAUCCUUGAAUGGGAAUAUUUAGAUUUGGAGACUGCAAGCGAACUCAAGGCUUUUACCUCAGUACCUUUGGCCUGCUGCCGUAGCAGUACGCCAAUCAAUCAUUGCAACAUUUACUUCGACAAUGCUGAGCCCAUGUUACGCAGUACGGAUCUUUUGCGAGGCUAUCGGAUUUGUGAUGACCGCGUUUAUGAGAUGGCACAGGUGGUGAAGCGCUGGGCAAAGGCACGCAGAAUUAACGAUCCUUACAACGGCACACUCUCGUCUUAUGGAUAUACCCUCAUGUUACUCCACUAUCUGAUGAAUGUUGUUGUCCCACCGGUUAUUCCAAAUCUCCAUAAAUGCACAAGGAAGGGUACUAGCGAUGUGCAACGUGCUCAGGGACAGCCUGAGGAUUGUUUUUGGCGCAACCCACGGGAGAUUGCAAAGGAGGCUGCCCGAGGGAAAUUGACUGCCAACAAUCAACCGACCGCCUCGCUCCUCCGUGGAUUUUUUGCGUAUUACUCUGGACCUUAUCAUGAUAUAAAACCUCUCCACAAACCCACCUCUGGUCUAAGAUUCAAUUGGAAGAAUGGGGUAGUCUCAAUUAGAGAACCCAAGACCACGAAGAUGGAAAAAAACUGGACUACUUGCCGUACGGGCGCUGAUGGCAAUACGCACCGAUAUUUAUUGGCCAUUGAGGAUCCGAUUACAACGGACCAUAACGUUGCCAAGAUGGUUACUAUCAUUGGAGUUUAUUUGAUUCGGGAAGAAUUUAGACACGCGCAUGAUAUUAUCACUCGCGCUAGGCCAGUCCCAGGGACAGAUUUGGCGUGGCAGAUGGAGACAGGUGAAAUCUGUGAAGACCUAUUUACUGAGCGGCCAGCACUAUCCUUUUGA
Molecule: messenger RNA, 1689 nt
Organism: Arthroderma uncinatum
Lineage: Eukaryota; Fungi; Ascomycota; Eurotiomycetes; Onygenales; Arthrodermataceae
Product: poly(A) polymerase Cid1
Exons: 1
Coding region: 1-1689 (562 amino acids)
Biological process (GO): RNA 3'-end processing
Molecular function (GO): RNA uridylyltransferase activity
Source: RefSeq, a predicted model, not a curated record